AUGUUCACGUGCAGUAAGUUACUGUGAACAAGGGGGAAAGGGCUGGACCAAGGGCUUGGCACCUAAGUUCAUCUUCAGUUAGGAGAGCUGGGACUUAGGCUCAGCUACCCAACCUCCAUGUGUCUCUCAACCAGUUCCUGUUGACGGCAGAGGGACCUUUCCAGAUGCAAACUGGGCCAUGUUAUUCCUUGCUUUAAAUCCUGAAAUGAUUCUUCCAACUAAAAUGUAAAAUUUAGAUAAAACCCUGAAAUAGUUUCUCUAAGUAUCUAGAGUAUAAAAUUUGAAUUCACUAGAAUAGCACACCUACUAGAAUAGGCUGUCUAUGAUUUGGGUCCUGCCCACCUCUCCAUCCUCUUGUGGGUCUACUUGUCCACAUGUGCCUUGUGGUCUAGCCUUAGUGAAUCCCUACGGUUUCUUUGCCACCCUGUGCUCUCUCAGACUCCUUUCCACUGCUCAGAAUGCUAGCCCCCUCCUGCCCUCUGCUCCACCUCCCUGCCCCCAUCCCACCUCAGGUGACAUCCUGUUCAUGUAUUAAGACCACUCUGACAUUGCCACCUUAGGGAAUCUCCAAUUCCUGUUGCUUGUUAGGUGCUCCUCUUCUGGACGGAGCAGAGAAUAUGAACCUUUUUUCCAGGUGUGCUUGGAUUUAGUUGUUUUGUUACUUGGCAAGGUCUCUAAUCUUUAGUCUGUUUCUGAAUCACAGCAUGGAAAGAAUGAUACCUUACAGGGUUGCUGUGAAGGCUAAAUGAGAUAAUGCACAUGGGCUUCUAGCGCCGUGCCUGGUGCACGGCAGGCUUUCCUCUCUUCCCCAGCACACACACCUGCAACACUGCUUUAUGCCAGGAAGCCUCUCUUUCCAUUGUAAUCGUUAGUUAACCCAUCUGUCGCUCACUUUAGACAAACUGAGAGUUCCAACAAGAUGUCUUUUAUUUCUUCAUCCCCCCAAACACAGGAGAAGAGUACAUGUUUGGGGACGAGAACUGUGAGUUUCAUUUUGAAAAUGAGUUUGAGGUGCUUGUGAGAAUGCCCGAGUGCAGAUGGCCAUUGGCAGUUGGAGCCAGCUGGGUCUGGAGUUUAGAGAAGUCUAGGUUGGAGAUACAGGUAGGGGAACGAGCUGUGUCAUUGGUGGUUGGAGAUUUGGAUGAGGUGUAGUGUCUUAGUUCAGGUUCCUCAGAAAAUUGAGCCGGAGGCAAAGCUGAAGUGCUAGUGCUUAAGGCAGCUGCAAUCUCCAAGCACUGAGAUGGAGGAAGAGGAUUGAGGGAAGCUAGGCAGGGAAGAAAAAGAAAUGAGGUAUGUUUUUAGGAGUUGGCCGCUGCUUCACAAAGACACAGCUAACCCCUUGCCUGUGUGUACUGUCUCUGGAUAGACUGUUGAGAAACACUGUGCCCAGCUGGAACAUUCCAUUGGGAUUGAUGGAAGGAUGGAGAGCAGAUUCACCUCCUCUUCCUCCUGUGUUCUUUUGUUGCUCCAAAUUUUCCCUCCCUCACUUGCUGGGAUUGCAUUACUUGGCCACCAGGAAAGCCGGAUCCCAUGCCCUGCAGCCAUCCAAGUCCUGAAGUAGUGAGGUGAGCAGAAAGGCACUGGCCCAAAGGACUUGGCCAAGGCAGAGCAAGCAACUGAAGGCCUGGAAAUCAGGUGAGGCCUCAAGUCACCCGAGGAGAGUGUCCAGGGCAGGGGGAGGCAAGAUCCCGGGGCAGUCCUGAGUGUUACAGAGCCUGCAGUGGAGCUCAAGGGAGCAUCCAUUGGAGAAAGGUCCCCAGAAGAAGUGUCACAAGGCCAAGGAGGAGAGGUAGUCAGCAGGCUCUGAUACAGCUCAGAGGUCCUGUGGGCUGCAUUCUGGAAAGUAGCACCUGAUUCUCAGAUGCCUGAUGAGCUGACCAGAGCAGUCUUGGUGGGAUAGAGGGAGCAGAAACUGGGGCAUGGUGGCAAGAAAGGGGAGAGAGCAGCGUGUGUGCACUGUGUCCCAGUGUUCAAUCGUGGAAGCUGAUGCAAGCAUCACUACAGAUGGUAAUGGGAGCUCCUCAUGGGGCCCAAGAGGUUUCUGGAAACUGGGAUGUGAUGAUGGGGUAGAGAAGCCUAGUGAGGCACCCUGUACCAAGGAUGGAGCACAGCAUGGGAAGAACCUCCUUUGAUGCAUCCACUCAACUCCCAGUUGUGCCAUGAGAACCAGGCAGACUGGCUGGCGAUUGGCAGGGACAGGGUAUAAACAGUCUCAAUUUUGUCACCUAGGAACCCCUCUCUUUUUGGGGUUUUCUUGGGCAGAUUCCUAGGGUCAACAUCAAUUUCCCCAAUAUAGCAGCUUUGUGAAGUAAGAAUAAGGCUCAUAUCCCAGCUCUUCCUCUUAUAAGCUGUGUGAAUUUGGGCAAGUUGCUUAAGCUCUUGUUUUCAGUUUCUGUAUCUGUACUGAGGCUAAUAGCACCUUCCUCAGGUGGUAUUCCUUCCACAGGUAAUUUCUAGGGGAAGAUUAAAUGAGAUACCAUGUUUGACACAGGUACUCAAUAAAAAAGGAUAUUUGGGAGAGGCUGAAACUGAAUAAAUGAAAUACAAGUAGCCAUGUUCCUAAGACAUACAUUUAUGACACAAAUAAUCAUAUUUUGGGUCCCAAGGGAUAGGCAGUCCUUGGCGCUCAGCUUUUAGCUUGUUUUCAUGGUCUGUUACCAUCUUACUUUCUGCCGUCCAGGUACUGUUUCCUCCUACUCUUAGCAGGCCAAGACUGAAGGAGAAUCAAAGGUUUGUGGCAUUCUCCCUCCCCACCCCAAUUUGAAUUUGCUCGCUUGGUUCCCAUUUUCUGUGCUACCCCACAGUGGGGAGCAGGAAUGGAGGCAGUACGGAGACUUGAGUCUCUGCUGGCUAAUCCUAGGAAACGUGCAAGGCCCCAGAGCUGACUGUGCCCUACCCAGCCUUGGAGCUGAAAGUGAACCAAGGGCACGUGUGCUCCACAGCUCCAGGUGCCCAACUGGGGCAGCUUCAGAGGAUGGAAUACCUUUACCCCUGUCAAGUAGGCCCAGGGCACCUGGAGAACAUGGGACCUGAGGGUGAGGGUUCCUCCUACCUUCCUGUGGGUGUUGUGAUCCAUGUAGUUCUCUCCAAUAUGUAUGUUGAGAAACAUGUCAUUCAUCCAGGCUUCUUUCAUCUUUACCACAUGUGCAAGCUGAGACUGGCACUGCUGCUCCCAGGGACAGAUGGCCGUUACUGCUGAGAUUGCUAGCCUCAGUCUUCACCUGGGCUGCUGGAGCAAAAUACCACGGAUGGGAUGGUUUAUUGGCAACAAACAUUGAUCUCUCUCAGUUCUGGAGGCUGGGAGUCUGAGAUCAGGGUGCCAGCAGAAUGAGGUUCUGGAGAAGGUGCUCUUCUGGUUGCAGGCAGCUGACUUCUCAGACCCUUACAUGGCAGAAAGUAAGUAAACUCUGUGGCCUCUUAGGAGGGCACUAGUCCUAUUCAUGAUGCUCCACACUCAUGACCUAAUCACCUCCCACAGACCCUACCUCCAAAUACUGUCACAUUAAGGAUUAGAUAUCAGCAUGGAUUUUGAGGAACACAUUUAGUCCAUAAGGGCAUCCAAGUAAGUGCUAAGAAAUUAUAUCUUCCAACCCCACCCUCACCCUAACAGACAGUCUUCAGAUUGUCCUUUAAUUAACCAAAUUGAUGGGCCCCAUUCAUCUGAGAAGGAACAACCUCCUCACAGCACUGUACCCGGAAAGGGGGCAGAGGGAAGGAAAAGUGGUGGGACGGCAACCUGCUUUUGAGGUUCUCUAGGUGUUGGGUAGUAGAGCCUUCGCUUUGGGAAGCCUGUCAAUUAGCUGGAGCUAUGGCCCUUCAACUUUAUAAAUGAUGCUGUAACAUAUUUCUACUGAAGAACUGCAAGAUUCACCAAAAAAUGUUUACAGAAAGGGACCAGAUACCCAGGCAGUAUGGCAACGUGGGUAUUGAUCAUGAGCUGAGUGCCUUCGAACUCUCUGCUCCACAGGUUAGGUUAGAAACUCCAAACCCAUGACUUUUGAUUGAACAAUGGGGCCAAUACCAAGUGAAGCUUUGCUUCACGUGUGACAACAGGAUGGAGCUACAAGAAAACAAACACUUCCGUAGAAUAUAACUGAGAAGCCCCUUGAACUUCCUUCAACCAAGCCAUACCUACUGGCCAAAGAUGUUGUGCUUUUCAACCGACAGAGGAUAGUGGAGAUGCCAUUGAUGCCACCUUUUACCAUAGGAAGGGACAUGUGAAUGUACAAGAAGGUGAUGGAGCUGCGGUCAGCACUGGAUGUAGCGGAUGCAGCAGGAUAAAGAAGGAUACAGAGCAGUGCCAAGAAAGAGUGGCUGUCCUGGUUUACAAUCCCAGACCAGGAUGGAUCUCCUUGCCUGGAUUCAAGUGCUCCCCUGUAGAGAGUGGGGGAAAAUAAGUGUUAGGAAGAACAAGGAAGUUUGGCAAGGAAAGGCCUUGGGUGCCAAUCCAAGGAGCUCAGACUUCAUUUGACUGCCCUGGAAAUCCUCUGGUGAUUUUGGAACAGAGAACAAAAUGCAAAAAUGCGGUUUUAGGAAGGUGACCCUUUAAAGCUGACAGUUGGUUUGUGUUGUGGGGAGAGUGGGGAUGGUCAUGGGGCUGGCUUAGGCCAGCAGCAGGACUCAAGUUCACAAGACAGAGAUUUGUGGGGUGAAUGUGCAAAGGGGGAACUGAGCAAAUGCCAUGGGACAAGAGAUCUGGACCAUACCAGCUCUACCAAUGCUUGUCCUUGAAUAAUCCCAUUAGACCAUUGCACACUGCUGGUGGGGGUAUGCUUACCACAUUCCUUCUGGAAAACACUGUGUCAUUAUUUAGCAAAGAUGAAGAUGCAGAUACCUAAUGAUCAGAAGUCCCAAAAUAUACCAAAACAAACAGGCAAACAAAACCACUUCGAGACGAGGGACUUCAGGAAGGAAGGAAUUUUCAACAAUGUCAAAGGUAACAGGCCCGUCAAGAAAAGCCCUGAAAAGCAUCCACAGACUUCGGCUAUCAGGAGUCUGAUGAUGAGUUUUGCCAGAGAAAUGUUUGUGACAUGGUAGGAACAAAAUGCAGAGCAGAGUGGUUUGAGGGCAGAGCAGAUGGUAGCAAAAGGUAACUGCGUGUGUGACGUGCUGUCGGGAUGGUUGGCUGAGCACAGACUCAGCACACAGGAACAUUUGGGAUGUGAUAAAAGCAGCAUUUCAAACUAGUGGAUAGAGGAUACAUAAUUUGACAAAUGGUGAUGUAACACAGGGGAACAAUAAUAAAGUUAAAUCCUUGUCUUAAAUUCAAGUCAGACGGCUUUUAGAACUAGAUGGAAAUAUAGGUGUACUUAAACCUGGUGGUGGUUAAAAUGUUUCUGAGACUGGCAACAAAACUAAAACCUUAAAGGAAAAUAUGGAUAAAUUUGACCUCAUUAAAGCAUGCAUGCACACACGUGCACUGGACCUCCUGGAAAAGAAGGAAAGGUCACUGACAAAAUUGAAUAACAAAUGACAAAUACAGAAAAAUAUUUACAAUAGAUGAUAAAUAAUUCUUAUGCAUAAAUAAGAAAAAAGAGAAACACACUGAUAUAAGCAUAACUACGAAUAGCAAUUCACAAAAACUCCAAUUGUUUCAUAUUAGCUGCAAAAAAGUCAACCUCAGUAGGAAUCAAAAACUCUAGUUCGAGAUGAACUGAACUCUUACAUUUACUUCUCUUCCCUCCCUAAGUUCAUCUGAAAUUACUUUUUUUUUCAAUGAAAUAAAGGAAAGAAAAGGGAAAAAAUUCCAAAGCAGUGCUGGAAAACAAGUAGAGUAGUUAUCCCUUACCCAUGGGGUACAUAUUCCAAGACCCCCAGUGGAGGCCUGAACUGCAGAUAGUACCAGGCCCUGUAUAUACUGUUUUUUCCUAUAUAUAACAUACCUAUGAUAAAGUUUAAUUUAUCAAUUAAGCACAGUAGGAUAUUAAUAACAACAAUAAUAAAAUAAGACAACUAUAGUAAUAUACUAUAAUGAAAGUCAUAUCAAUGUGGUCUUUCUCUCUCUCAAAAUAGCUUAUGGUAUGGUACUCACGCUUCUUCUUGUGAUGCUGUGAGAUGAUAUCAGGCCCACGUGAUGAGAUGAAGUGAAGUGAAAGACGUAGGCACUGUGACAUACCGUUAGGCUACUUCUGACCUGCUGAUAAAGGAGGAUCACCUGCUUCUGGACCACAGAUGACUGCAGAAUUAAACCUGUCUACCCAGCACUGGAAGACUCCCUACCUACACAGUGAGAAUCUGCACUGGAGGUUUCCUGUGAAGAGAGGAGGAGAGGAGCACAGCCUGGACUUGCUCUGAAGCAGGCAGUUCUCAGAAGGCUCUGAGUCAUGGCACAAACCCAUUCAUUCUCCCAAUCGCCUCCUCUAGGAGUGUCCCUUCCCCCACCCUGGUCACAUGGCUGACCGCCACUGAGCCCCACAAGUCAAUCUCCAAUGCCCCAAAUACUGUUCAGCCUGGAAAUCACAGAGCGUCCCUCUUGCCACCUAACAGCAACAGAGCAAGUGACUCUGGUCUUCCUGAGAUUUGGAUCCUGGUUUCCAGUGCUAAGAUCGUGAAGUUAUGAAGGUGGAAGAAGAGAAGGCUGGGGUAGGGAAGCUGGACCCUACUAACUACAGGAGGAGAUGUCAGGAUCAGGAAGACUGCCGUUCCAUCCACAUUGGGCUUUCGGUCCCCAGUUACCCUCAAAGGAAAAGAGAUCAGCAAGGACGUCUUUCAGGACUGCAGAAGGUCUGCUGGGGCCUGCAGCCAGACAAGCCACAGCAGGAACUGACUGGCACAGGGAGCAGGGGAAGCAGCCGGGAUGGCAAUGUGGAUCGUGUCAGCAGGACCCGGUCUCCAGCUGCUGAGCAGCUCCAGGACAUCCUGGGGGAGGAAGAUGAGGCUCCCAACCCUACCCUCUUCACAGAGAUGGACACUCUGCAGCAUGAUGGAGACCAGAUGGAGUGGAAGGAGUCAGCCAGGUGGAUAAAGUUUGAAGAAAAGGUAGAGGAAGGAGGCGAGCGCUGGAGCAAGCCCCAUGUGUCCACACUGUCGCUGCACAGCCUCUUCGAGCUCCGGACCUGCUUGCAGACGGGGACGGUGCUGCUGGAUUUGGACAGUGGCUCCUUACCACAGAUCAUAGAUGAUGUCAUCGAGAAGCAAAUUGAGGAUGGCCUCCUGCGACCAGAGCUCCGGGAGAGGGUCAGCUAUGUCCUCCUGAGGAAACACCGUCACCAAACCAAAAAGCCCAUCCAUCGCUCCUUGGUUGACAUUGGAAAGUCCGUCUCUUCCACCACCAAUCGCAGCCCAGCCCGGAGCCCAGUGGCUGGUCCAAGCCUACACCACUCCACCGAGGACCUGAGGAUGCGGCAAAGCGCCAAUUACGGAAGGCUGUGUCACGCCCAGAGCAGGAGCAUGAAUGAUAUUUCUCGCACCCCAAACACAGACCAGAGGAAAAACAAAUUCAUGAAGAAGAUCCCCAAGGACUCAGAAGCCUCCAAUGUACUCGUGGGUGAGGUGGACUUCCUGGACCAGCCAUUUAUUGCCUUUGUGCGUCUCAUCCAGUCAGCCAUGCUGGGAGGAGUGACUGAGGUCCCUGUCCCCACCAGAUUUCUGUUCAUAUUGCUUGGACCUUCUGGGAGAUCAAAAUCCUACAAUGAAAUUGGCCGUGCCAUUGCAACCCUCAUGGUAGACGAUCUCUUCAGUGACGUGGCCUAUAAAGCCCGAAAUCGGGAAGAUCUGAUAGCAGGGAUUGAUGAAUUUCUGGAUGAGGUCAUCGUCCUUCCCCCCGGAGAAUGGGACCCAAAUAUCCGAAUUGAGCCCCCCAAGAAAGUGCCCUCUGCUGAUAAGAGGAAAUCCGUGUUCUCCCUGACGGAGCUAGGCCAGAUGAACGGCUCUGUGGGCGGAGGCGGAGCGGUUGCUGGAGGCGGCGCGGGAGGCGGCGGCAGUGGCGGCGGGGCCGGCGGAGGGAGCAGCGGGGAGGACGGAGAGAUGCCAGCCAUGCACGAAAUCGGGGAAGAGCUUAUCUGGACGGGAAGGUUCUUCGGUGGCCUGCGUCUGGAUAUCAAGAGGAAGCUGCCCUGGUUCCUAAGUGAUUUCUACGAUGGCUUCCACAUUCAGUCCAUCUCUGCCAUCCUGUUCAUCUACCUCGGCUGUAUCACCAACGCAAUCACCUUUGGUGGGCUUCUGGGGGAUGCCACUGACAAUUAUCAGGGAGUGAUGGAGAGCUUCCUAGGCACUGCCAUGGCUGGCUCCUUGUUCUGCCUCUUCUCGGGACAGCCCCUCAUCAUCCUCAGCAGCACAGGGCCCAUCCUCAUCUUUGAGAAGCUCCUCUUCGACUUCAGCAAAGGCAAUGGCCUGGACUACAUGGAGUUCCGCCUCUGGAUUGGCCUACACUCAGCCAUCCAGUGCCUUAUCCUGGUGGCCACAGAUGCCAGCUUUAUCAUCAAGUAUAUCACCCGCUUCACCGAAGAGGGAUUCUCCACCCUCAUCAGCUUCAUCUUCAUCUAUGAUGCCAUCAAGAAGAUGAUCGGUGCCUUCAAGUACUACCCCAUCAACAUGGACUUUAAGCCUGAUUCCAUCACCACCUACAAAUGCGAGUGUGUCGCCCCUGACACAGCGAAUACAACCGUGUUCAAUGCUUCAGCCCUGCUGACGCCAAACACCAACACCUCUCUGGUAAGUCUUCUCCACUUAUUCAGAUAUUUGAGGGCUUUUGUUUGUGGGGAAAGAGAGAGAAGUUGAGAAAACAGAGAACAU
Herpailurus yagouaroundi (jaguarundi) is the source of this 8733-nucleotide messenger RNA. Its product is annotated as electrogenic sodium bicarbonate cotransporter 4. Lineage: Eukaryota; Metazoa; Chordata; Mammalia; Carnivora; Felidae. The record is from RefSeq and is a predicted model, not a curated record. Gene Ontology annotation, cellular component: plasma membrane. The transcript has 20 exons. Gene Ontology annotation, biological process: renal system process; monoatomic anion transport; transmembrane transport. Bases 6556 to 8718 code for a protein of 720 amino acids. Gene Ontology annotation, molecular function: solute:inorganic anion antiporter activity; sodium:bicarbonate symporter activity; monoatomic anion transmembrane transporter activity.